GAUGUACAAUGUCUGAGAGCAGUUGAUUCCCAAUUGGUCACCAGCCUGUUUAGGGAGGGAAAGUCCUCAGGUGAAACUGGACAGACUACCACACAGAGAAAGGUACGUUUUACUUUUACACGUGUUCCCCAUUUUUCCACACGAUUAAAGUGCUUAUCAACACAACCAGGUCUGGAAGCAAAAAUAACCUGUAGGCAGGGCAAACCCGUUCUGGUGAUUUCUGGUAUGUCAUCAAAAUAAAUAAAUCACAGCACGUUUUUUGGACUCAUUCAGCAGUUAUUACCUGGUUAAGUACAAUACUAUUGGAAAUACGUUUUGAAAGUUACAUUUAAAUGCCUAAAACUUAAGUUGAAAAUUAUGCUGUCACUGCUUCCUGUUGACAAUACAUUUUGAUAAAUGGCUCAAUGUCAAAACACAAUUUUAGUGUCCAAGUCAAUAACCAAUAUGCAGAAACAGUUUGAUAUAUAUAUAAAUGUACUAUCUACACUCAUGUGCAACAAUACUAAUCAUAUUACUUGUAUAUUUUUAAACAAGAACCUUAUAAACUGCACACAUACCAAAAACCAUGUUGUUUUGAGAAGUGGAAAUAAAUCAGUCAUUAAUUUAUUGCCACUUGAAACUACCAAAACUAAAAAACCACAUGGAAACUGUAUGUAGUUUUAAAUCACUCGUUAAAGGACAACCUGCAGAACACAGUAAGCUACAUUUUGGAAUGUUACAUUUGGAUACAGGGGUCACCAAAACAGAAAGAGAAACGAAACACUGCUUUGUCAAUCUCUUUGAAAUAAAUUGUGCGAGAGGGGGGAGAUGAGGAAUAACACAGCUCAAAAACCAUCUGGGAAUAAUGUGUACAUCACUGGUUAGAGGACAAUCACAUUACGUGUUUCAUUUUGAUUCAAGUGGGUCACCAACACUAAGUGUAGCGCAACACUUUUUGUUAAUCACUUCCAUCAAUAUCAUGCUGAAAUCAAUAGAACAGGGGGCAAACGUUUGGUGUGUAGUGCUCUUUAAACUAACAUUAUUCCAAGGCCACACAGAAACUUGGAAUAACCUUUACAUCAGGGAUCAUCAACUAUACUGAACAAAAAUAUAAACCCAACAUGCAACAAUUUGAAAGAUUUUACUGAGUUACAGUUCAUAUGUGACUCACCACCUGGAAUUGGUCUUAUGUAGCAACAUUUGAAAUGCUGUUUUUUACAUUGGAUAAAAGUAGAGACUCAGAGCUACAAAAUGGUAUAUCAUACACUGUAUUUUUGAGGAACAAUGGGAAAGUAAUUCUGCUUUGAAAGUUGAUAUACUUGUAAACUCACUUUUGAGAAAAUGGCAUUUGAAUGUUUUGGUAUCUAGUGAAGCGCUCUGCUUUGUCUACACCCAUUCAUCAUCGUUCACACCCUCUUAAGCUUUAGCCUCACCCAUCUCGUUUAGCUCUCGGAGCGUUCAGAGCGCACACUUGACGCUCUGGCUGAUGAUUUGUUUACCUCUGGAUAACAUGAAAACAGCCUAACCAGCUCUGCUGGCAACAAUUACAUUACGCUUUUAUGCCGACGUCUACUGACACCGGCCAUAUUCAACAGGUGUUGUACACUUUAGCUUAAGACAUGUAGCUAGCUAGCUAGGUAAACAAUGAACCUAGCUAGGUAAACAUUUACAUUUUAGUCAUUUAGCAGAUGCUCUUAUCCAGAGCGACUUACAGUUAGUGAGUGCAUACAUUUUCAUACUGGCCCCUCGUGGGAAUCGAACCCACAACCCUGGCGUUGCAAACGCCAUGCUCUACCAACUGAGCUACACAGGGCCUAAACAACGUGUAAGAUCACACACGUAACGUUAGCUAUCGAGCCAGCCAGCUGUUAGCUAGUUAGAGAACAAUGAACAUAGUGCCAAAUCAUGUCGUUACUACCCUGCAUUAAUCUGCUGGGAGCUAACCAACCAGGUUCAAUGUUAGCUAGCUAACAUUAGGCUAUAACUAGCAAAGCAAACGGUUCUGGGAUACGAAUAAUAACGUCAUACACGAAACAUUAGCUAGCUAGCUAGCUAACAGUACACUUUAGCCUGAAAUAAAACCACUUUGUCAAAAUUAGAAACGUGUAAUAUCUGAAAAUGUAGCUAGCUACACUAUCUAACCCGUACAUCAUCAUGCAUGAUGGACGCGUCUCCCUCGGAUGCCAUGCCACGGUUGCCUUUAGUUUGAAGAUGUAAUCCGGAGACGGGUGUUUUCGACAUCUCUUUAGCUAUCAUAGUCUUAAUUCCACUGAUUUCAAAACUCAAACCUCCAGAAAGUGGAGAGCAAUACAUAUGCAGCUCCGCUACACCAUAUAUGUUUUUUUUAAAGCCGCGUUCGACAGGAUUACCAACACAGACUGACAGAAGCCUUCUAUAUGACAGACCAAUCCGAACUCCUCUCUCGGCAUGUCCAUUCCACUCAUUAUUUCAGCCAAUCAUGGCUAGUGGGAAGGUUGCUGUCUCUUUCUGUGGCUUAACCAACAAGGCUCGUAAUUUAACAAUUUUAUUCGUAUUUACAGAUGGCAUACAAGUUUGUUAUUAAGGCACAUGAAAGUUCACAUGCUCCAGAAGGCAUUUCUUCCCCAAAAUGCAUUUAUAUAUAUAUAUAUAUAUAUAUAUAUAUAUAUACACACAGUGAGGGGAAAAAAGUAUUUGAUCCCCUGCUGAUUUUGUAAGUUUGCCCACUGACAAAGAAAUUAUCAGUCUAUAAUUUUAAUGGUAGGUAUAUUUGAGCAGUGAGAGACAGAAUAACAAAAAAAUCCAGAAAAACGCAUGUCAAAAAUGUUAUAAAUUGAUUUAAAUUUUAAUGAGGGAAACAAGUAUUUGACCCCCUCUCAAUCAGAAAGAUUUCUGGCUCCCAGGUGUCUUUCAUACAGGUAACGAGCUCAGAUUAGGAGCACACUCUUAAAGGGAGUGCUCCUAAUCUCAGCUUGUUACCUGUAUAAAAGACACCUGUCCACAGAAGCAAUCAAUCAAUCAGAUUCCAAACUCUCCACCAUGGCCAAGACCAAAGAGCUCUCCAAGGAUGUCAGGGACAAGAUUGUAGACCUACACAAGGCUGGAAUGGGCUACAAGACCAUCGCCAAGCCGCUUGGUGAGAAGGUGACAACAGUUGGUGCGAUUAUUCGCAAAUGGAAGAAACACAAAAUAACUGUCAAUCUCCCUCGGCCUGGGGCUCCAUGCAAGAUCUCACCUCGUGGAGUUGCAAUGAUCAUGAGAACGGUGAGGAAUCAGCCCAGAACUACACGGGAGGAUCUUGUCAAUGAUCUCAAGGCAGCUGAGACCAUAGUCACCAAGAAAACAAUUGGUAACACACUACGCCGAUAAGGACUAAAGUCCUGCAGCGCCCGCAAGGUCCCCCUGCUCAAGAAAGCACAUAUACAGGGACGUCUGAAGUUUGCCAAUGAGCAUCUGAAUGAUUCAGAUGAGAACUGGGGGAAAGUGUUGUGGUCAGAUGAGACCAAAAUGGAGCUCUUUGGCAUCAACUCAACUCGCCGUGUUUGGAAGAGGAGGAAUGCUGCCUAUGACCCCAAGAACACCAUCCCCACCGUCAAACAUGGAGGUGGAAACAUUAUGCUUUGGGGGUGUUUUUCUGCUACGGGGACAGGACAACUUCACCGCAUCAAAGGGACAAUGGACGGGGCCAUGUACCGUCAAAUCUUGGGUGAGAACCUCCUUCCCUCAGCCAGGGCAUUGAAAAUGGGUCGUGGAUGGGUAUUCCAGCAUGACAAUGACCCAAAACACACGGCCAAGGCAACAAAGGAGUGGCUCAAGAAGAAGCACAUUAAGGUCCUGGAGUGGCCUUGCCAGUCUCCAGACCUUAAUCCCAUAGAAAAUCUGUGGAGGGAGCUGAAGGUUCGAGUUGCCAAACGUCAGCCUCGAAACCUUAAUGACUUGGAGAAGAUCUGCAAAGAGGAGUGGAACAAAAUCCCUCCUGAGAUGCGUGCAAACCUGGUGGCCAACUACAAGAAACGUCUGACCUCUGAUUGCCAACAAGGGUUUUGCCACCAAGUACUAAGUCAUGUUUUGUAGAGGGGUCAAAUACUUAUUUCCCUCAUUAAAAUGCAAAUCAAUUAAUAACAUUUUUGACAUGUGUUUUUCUGGAUUUUUUUGUUGUUAUUCUGUCUCUCACUGUUCAAAUAAACCUACCAUUAAAAUUAUAGACUGAUCAUGUCUUUGUCAGUGGGCAAACAUACAAAAUCAGCAGGGGAUCAAAUACUUUUUUCCCUCACUGUGUGUAUAUAUAUAUGGCUCUCCUGUGAAGUCGUGACUUGCGACAUACGCCUAGUUUCCUGAAACGGGUCACAUAUGAGGAAAUCAGUCAAUUGCAAUAAAUUCAUUAGGCCCUAAUUUAUAGAUUUCACAUGACCGGGAAUACAGAUAUGCAUCUGUUGGUCACAGAUACCUUUAAAAAAUGGGCUUCACAAUGGGCCUCAGGAUCUCGUCACAAUAUUUCUGUGCAUUCAAAUUGCCAUCGAUAAAAUGCAAUUGUGUUCGUUUUCCGUAGCUUAUCCCUUUCCCAUACCAUAACCCUACCGCCACCAUGGGGCACUCUGUUCACAACGUUGACAUCAGCAAACCCUUCGCACACACGACGCCAUACACAUGGUCUGCGGUUGUGAGGCCGGUUGGAUGUACGAUGAGACAGCCUAUAGGGAGGAGGUCAGAGAUCUGGCCGUGUGGUGCCAGGACAACAACCUCUCCCUCAACGUGACCAAGACAAAGGAGAUGAUUGUGGACUACAGGAAAAAAAAGAGGACUGAGCACGCCCUUCGCACACACGACGCCAUACACAUGGUCUGCGGUUGUGAGGCCGGUUGGAUGUACGAUGAGACAGCCUAUAGGGAGGAGGUCAGAGAUCUGGCCGUGUGGUGCCAGGACAAGAACCUCUCCCUCAACGUGACCAAGACAAAGGAGAUGAUUGUGGACUACAGGAAAAAAAAGAGGACUGAGCACGCCCCCAUUCUCAUCGACGGGGCUGUAGUGGAACAGGUUGAGAGCUUCAAGUUCCUUGGUGUCCACAUCACCAACGAACUAUCAUGGUCCAAACACACCAAGACAGUCGUGAAGAGGGCACGACAAAGCCUAUUCCCCCUCAGGAGACUAAAAAUAUUUGGCAUGGGUCCUCAGAUCCUCAAAAAAUUCUACAGCUGCACCAUCGAGAGCAUCCUGACUGGUUGCAUCACCGCCUGGUAUGGCAACUGCUUGGCCUCUGACCGCAAGGCACUACAGAGGGUAGUGCGUACGGCCCAGUACAUCACUGGGGCAAAGCUCCCUGCCAUCCAGGACCUCUAUACCAGGCGGUGUCAGAGGAAGGCCCUCAAAAUUGUCAAAGACUCCAGUCACCCUAGUCAUAGACUGUUCUCUCUGCUACCGCACGGCAAGCGGUACCGGAGUGCCAAGUCUAGGUCCAAAAGACUUCUCAACAGCUUCUACCCCCAAGCCAUAAGACUCCUGAACAGCUAAUCAUGGCUACCCGGACUAUUUGCACUGCCCCCCCACCCCAUCCUUUUUACGCUGCUGCUACUCUGUUAAGUAUUUAUGCAUAGUCACUUUAACUCUACCCACAUGUACAUAUUACCUCAACUACCUCAACUAGCCGGUGCCCCCGCACAUUGACUAUGCAACGGUACCCCCCUGUAUAUAUAGCCUCCCUACUGUCACUUUAUUCUAUUGUAUAUAUAGCCUCCCUACUGUCACUUUAUUUUUUACUUCUGCUCUUUUUUUCUCAACACUUUUUUUGUUGUUGUUUUAUUCUUACUUUUUUGUUUAAAAUAAAUGCACUGUUGGUUAAGGGCUGUAAGUAAGCAUUUCACUGUAAUGUCUGCACCUGUUGUAUUCGGCGCAUGUGACCAAUAAAAUUUGAUUUGAUUUGAUUUGAUGUACUGCCAAAUUCUCUAAAACGACGUUGGAGGCUGCUUAUGGUAGAGAAAUUAACAUUCAAUUCUCUGGCAACAACUGUGGUGGACAUUCAUGCAGUCAGCAUGCCAAUUGCAUGCUCCCUCAAAACAUGAGACAUCUGUGGCAUUGUUGUGACAAAACUGCAAAUUUGAGAGUGGCCGUUUAUUGUCCCCAAAACAAGGUGCACCUGUGUAAUGAUCGUGCUGUUUAAUCAGCUUCUUGAUAUGCCACACCUGUCAGGUGGAUGCAUUAUCUUGGCAAAGGAGAAAUGCUCACUAACAGGAAUGUAAACUAAUUUGUGUACAAAAUCUGAGCCAAAUCAGCUUUUUGUGCGUAUGGAAAAUGUCUGGAAUCUUUUAUUUCAGCUCAUGAAAACAUGGUACCAACACUUUACAUCUUGCGUUUAUAUUUUUGUUCAGUGUAGAUAAAGGCAUGGCCUAAUUUAUUUUUGAGCGGAUGGUCAGGGGGCCGGAACAUAAUUACAAUUUGUAGACUGCAAAUUGACCGCAAGAAGCCGAAAUUGAUAUCACAUUUGACUAAAACAUAAUAAUUUCAAACCUUGCUUACAUCCCAAGUAUACAAUCACAUAAUGAGUGUACAAAACAUUAGGAACACCUUCCUAAUCUAAGUGACCCCAAACUUUUGAACGGUAGUGUAUAUAAUUUUAAAAAUCCAUUUUGAAUUCGGGCUGUAACAAAACUAAAUGUGGAAUAAGUCAAGGGUUAUGAAUACUUUCUGAAGGCACUGUAUAUCUGGCAUCCCAACUGAUGUUACCCUACCUUGUGUCCAACAGCCUGCAGCAUUCGAUGAUAUAAAGGCCAAAUCACCUACCAUCAAGGAGGAGAAGCGGGAAGAAGCCUGGGAGAAUCAUGACCAACGAGAGAGACUAAGUACCGGUAAGUAAAUGGGAGACUGACUUAAUCAAGUGUUUUCCUUAUGCCUUUUGGGAAAAAGUGUUGUAUUACGCACAUCUCAUUACACUUAGUUUCUAGGCCGUACCAUUUUGCCUUUUCACAUAAAUAUGAAUAAACUAACAUAAAAAAAAUAUAUAUACAUAUAUAUAUAUAAAACAAAUAAUGAAUACUGAAAAAAUUGUAAUAAUGUUAGACUGCGUACUGCAUACAAUUCAUGAAUGUAUUUAAUUAUAAAUACUUCAGAUUUCAUGCCAAUAUUUCAUGCCAAUAUUUUGGCUUUCAAGAUUUACAGUGCGUUCGGAAAGUAUUCAGACUGCUUUACUACAUCCACAUUUUGUUACGUUGCAGCCUUAUUCUAAAAUUGAUUACAUUGUUUUUCCCCCCGUUAUCAAUCUACACACAAUACCCCAUAAUGACAAAGCAAAAACAGGUUUUUACAAAUCUUUGUAAAUGUUUUAAUAAAAUGGAAAUAUUACAUUUACAUAAGACCCUUUACUCAGUACUUUGUUGAAUAAUCUUUGGCCGCGAUUACAGCCUCAAGUCUUCUUGGGUAUGACGCUACAAGCUUGGCAUACCUGUAUUUGGGGAGUUUCUCCCAUUCUUCUCUGCAGAUCCUCUCAGUCUUGUCAGGUUGAUGGGGAGCGUCGCUGCACAUAUAUUUUCAGGUCUCUUCAGAUAUGUUAGAUCGGGAUAGAGUCCGGGCUCUGGCUGGGCCACUCAAGGAGAUUCAGAGACUUGCCCCGAAGCCACUCCUGUGUUGUCUUGGCUGUGUGCUUAGGGUUGCUGUCCUAUUGGAAGGUGACCCUUCGCCCCAGUCUGAGGUCCUGAGUGCUCUGGAGCAGGUUUUCAUCAAGGAUCUCUCUGUACGUUCAUAUUUGCCUUGAUCCUGACUAGUCUUCCAGUCCCUGCUGCUGAAAAACAUCCCCACAGCAUGAUGCUGCCACCACCAGGCUUCUGCAUAGGGAUGGUGCCAGGUUUCCUCCAGACAUGACGCUUGGCAUUCAGGCCAAAGAGUUCAAUCUUGGUUUCAUCAGACCAGAUAAUCUUGUUUCUCAUGGUCUGAGAAUUUUUAGGUGUCUUUAGGCAAACUCCAUGCGGGCUGUCAUGUGCCUUUUUAUUGAGGAGUGGCUUCCGUCUGGCCGCUCUACCAUAAAGGCCUGAUUGUUGGAGUGCUGCAGAGAUGGUUGUCCUUCUGGAUGGUUCUCCCAUCUCCACAGAGGAACUCUGGAGCUCUGUCAGUCACCGUCGGGUUAUUGGUCACCUCCCUGACCAAGGCCCUUCUCCCCCUAUUGCUCAGUUUGGCUGGGCGGCCAGCUCUAGGAAGAGUCUUGAUGGUUUCAAACUUCUUCCAUUUAAGAAUGAUGGAUGCCACUGUGUUCUUAGGAACCUUCAAUGCUGCAGAAAUUGUUUGGUACUCUUCCCCAGAUCUGUGUCUCGACACAAUCCUGUCUCAGAGCUUUACGGACAAUUCCUUCGACUUCAUGGCUUGGUUUUUGCUCUGACAUGCACUGUCAACUGUGGGACCUUAUUUAGACAGGUGUGUCCCUUUCCAAAUCAUGUCCAAUCAAUUGAAUUUACCACAGGUGGACUCCAUUCAAGUUAUAGAAACAUCUCAAGGAUGAUCAAUGGAAACAGAAUGCACCUGAGCUCAAUUUCAAGUCUCAUAGCAAAGGGUCUGAUUCUUAUGUAAAUAAGGUAUUUGUUAUUUUUGUUGAAAAUUUCUAUAAAUCUGUUUUCACUUUGUCAUUGUUGUGUAUUCGGUGUAGACUGAGGAAAAAAAAUAAUGUUAUCAAUUUUAGAAUAAGGCUGUAACGUAACAAAAUGUGGAAAAAGUCAAGGUGUCUGAAUACUUUCCGAAUGCACUGUAUACCAAUACAUUUAUCUGAAAUUGCUCAUGUCCUCUUACUGAUUUGUGAUAUUUGAUGAUUACCUUCAUGAUGAGCAUCCAGUUCACGUUCACACACUGUUAUUUAUUUUGUAGAAGCUUUAAAUCACAGUGUUGAUGGAGGAGAAAGGCAUUCCAACAUCGACACAGAGGCUGCUCAACCAAUCAGCAAACAGGAGAACGCCAGCUCUUGUAUAUGGGUGAGUGGCGAAACAGACAACCGCAGCCUCUUGCCAGAAUCAAUAAAAAACCUGAGUGUGAACAAAAUAUCUCAAAACCCAGGAUUGGAAAAUGGUGAUGGAAUACUUGACCAUGUGGGCUUUGAUUGUAUGAUGUUUGAGCCCGACAGACAACUUGGGACCUUUAGCACCCAGGGUCCUGGGGCUGAUCUUCCUGAGUGCUCUUACUCUCGUGUGGAUGUUGUACCUAUUCACUCUGAUUCAGAUAAUGGUUUUCCCUAUGUGAUGGAAAAGCUGAGUGGCUCCAUAACUGAGCACGAACAACCUGUGGCUUACAGAGACAAUAGACAGAAGGCACCAUUGCCCUCAGAUGAGCCUCACAUGACUGUACGAAAAGGCAUGGAGACUGGAUCCAAUGCUUUGGUAAUGAAGGAUGGUUGGGUCACCCAUGACCGUCAUAAUAACAACGCUGCGAGUUACACCACAGACUGCACAGCA
Molecule: messenger RNA, 9377 nt
Organism: Coregonus sp. 'balchen'
Lineage: Eukaryota; Metazoa; Chordata; Actinopteri; Salmoniformes; Salmonidae
Source: the annotation of a GenBank genome assembly